CGGGGAGGCCCGCUGAACAAUUUUUCUACCACCUUCCAUGUGCCUACUUUUGGGACCAUGCCUCCUUUCUCAGAGAGGCCUUUUGUGAUGUCAGUCUAGAGGAAUUUUCCAUACUCAGAAUAUCCUGAACUAUAGCAUUUAACACAGUUGUAAUUAGUUCAUUAUAUGUUUUUUGUUGACUCGUCUGGUCCCAGAAAUAGGAUCUAAACUCGAUGAUGGUGAAGACAUUUUCAUACCAUUCUUCCAGUAGACACAAUGCCUAGAACUCCAUACAUACUUAUUGAAUGAAAGUAUUCAUCUUUUUCUCACAGACAGGAAACAUCCUGAGGACAGGCAACCCUUCUGUGGGGCUCAAUUUCGGAACUUUUGGAAGCACCGCAACCCCAGCAACUACAUCUGCUCCUUCAGGUGGAUUUGGAACUGGACUUUUUGGAUCAAAGCCUACCACUGGGUUCACUUUAGGAGGAACAAAUACAGGAAUAGCAACAACUAUAACUACAGGAUUCACUCUGGGAACUCCAGCCACUACAUCUGCAUCUACAACAGGUUUCAGUUUAGGUUUUAAUAAACCUGCAGCAUCUGCCACACCUUUUGCUUUACCCAUUACUUCUACCUCAGCUGGUGGUCUCACUCUUUCAUCUGCUCUGACGUCGGCUCCAGCAGCAUCCACAGGAUUUACUCUGAACAGUUUGGGUGGAGCAGCAGCCACAACUACAACUGCAUCAACAGGCCUUUCUUUAGGGGGAACCUUAGCUGGUUUGGGAGGUUCGCUUUUCCAGAGUACAAACACUGCAACAUCAGGACUUGGACAGAAUGCUUUAGGCUUAACUUUGGGAACUACAGCAGCUACUUCGACUGUAGGCAAUGAGGGCCUCGGUGGCAUUGAUUUUAGUAGCUCAUCAGAUAAAAAGAGUGAUAAAACAGGAACAAGACCAGAGGAUAGUAAAGCACUGAAGGAUGAAAAUCUACCUCCUGUGAUCUGCCAGGAUGUUGAAAAUCUCCAGAAAUUUGUGAAGGAACAAAAACAGGUCCAAGAAGAAAUUAGUAGAAUGUCUUCAAAAGCAAUGCUUAAAGUACAAGAAGAUAUUAAAGCUCUGAAGCAGCUUUUGUCACUGGCUGCCAGUGGAUUACAGAGAAAUACUAUCAAUAUUGACAAAUUGAAAAUAGAAACUGCGCAGGAGUUAAAGAAUGCUGAAAUAGCCUUAAGAACCCAAAAAACACCACCUGGACUUCAACAUGAAAAUACAGCUCCUGCUGACUACUUCAGAAUCUUGGUUCAACAGUUUGAAGUACAGCUUCAACAGUACAGACAGCAGAUUGAAGAACUAGAAAAUCAUCUUGCCACUCAAGCAAAUAACUCACAUAUAACCCCUCAAGAUUUGUCAAUGGCUAUGCAGAAAAUUUAUCAGACAUUUGUAGCUUUAGCUGCACAACUUCAAUCAAUUCAUGAAAAUGUAAAGGUGCUCAAAGAACAGUACCUUGGCUAUAGGAAAAUGUUUUUGGGAGAUGCUGUAGAUGUGUUUGAAGCCAGGCGAACAGAAGCCAAGAAGUGGCAGAAUGCACCCAGAGUUACUACUGGACCCACCCCUUUCAGCAACAUGCCAAAUGCAGCAGCCGUUGCCAUGGCUGCAACUCUUACACAGCAGCAACAGCCUGCUACAGGGCCACAGCCAUCUCUGGGAGUUAGUUUUGGAACGCCAUUCGGCUCAGGUAUUGGCACUGGCUUGCAAUCAAGUGGCUUAGGUUCUUCAAACCUUGGAGGAUUUGGAACUAGCUCUGGUUUUGGAUGCAGCACCACAGGGGCCUCCACAUUUGGAUUUGGAACAACAAAUAAACCCUCAGGAAGUCUUAGUGCAGGCUUUGGCAGCUCAAGUACAUCUGGGUUUAACUUCAGCAAUCCUGGCAUCACGGCAUCAGCUGGUUUGACAUUUGGGGUAUCCAAUCCUGCCUCUGCAGGUUUUGGAACAGGAGGACAACUCCUUCAAUUGAAGAAACCUCCAGCUGGAAACAAAAGAGGAAAAAGAUAAACAUAUGGGUUGAUGUGUUGAGAAAAUGCAUAGCAGCAUCGUUCCUUCUAUGAGUCUAUUUUUCUAAAAUUGAUGCAGUAAUUAAAUUGCACCCAGGAGAUUUAUAAAGUUUUGAUAUUUUCCCCUACUCUGAAAUUUGAACUCUCUUGUUUGCUAUGCUAAACUGUGUGUGUGUGUGUGUGUGUGUGUGUGUGUGUGUGUGUGUGUUAAAAACCCUCCUCUGUGUGUGUGUGUUAAAAACCCUGCUGUGUAUUUUUCAUUAUUUUGAUUCUCAGAAAGAAAUGUUCUGAUUACAUCACCGAUUAGUAAAAUCUACUAUUUAACUGUUAAUAGCAAUGUUUUUGUUGAUAAGGUUUACAUUAUGUGUGAAUUAUGCACAUUGUUUCUUACACAGAUGGUGUGAACUCCAGGACCUAUCCUAGAAUCAGUUUGUUCCUUGAUAAAGGCCUUUUGAACUACAUUGCAGGGCAUCUUGUGAAUAUGUAUGUAAAUAUAUGAAAAAUAAUACACACAAUUCUGUGUGCAUAUAAAAUAUAUAUUUACAGACCUACAACUUUUGCCUCAGACUGUUCCCCUUGUCUAAGGGUAUUCCAUUUUUCACUUGAGCUUGAAAUCCUCAGUGCUACUUGUACAUUUAUGAGCUAGAGGUGCCAGGUCACUGCAGUUUUUUGCUUAAAGACUUGCUGAAACAGCUACUGGUGUAAAUAUUUAACCAACUUAAUUUCAUUGCCCCUAGUCUUUACCAUUUUUGUUUCUGCUUUAACCUUUAGCAGCUACUCCAAAUGAGGAUUGCUGUGAGACGCGUUGAAUAGAUUUUAACAACUUUUAUUAUCCUAUAUAUCCUCAUAUUGCCUAUAUGAGAUGUUUUUUCAUAUCUGGGAUGGGCCUUGAAGAGCAUGUUUGAACUCCAGAAUGGUAUUCUGGGGACAAAGAGCUAUUAAGCCAAAUUGAUUCUAUGCAGGUGAGGGAUGCACUGUUAUUACAGUGAAAACUUUUCUAGCUAUUCCAAUACAGAGUUCUUUCUUACAGGGCUAUUGAUAUUGACACCAAAUGGAGUGGCUUAUCAGCCUCUUAAUGUCUUAAGUAAGUGCUUAAUUUGGAAUAGAGAAACAAUAUAUUUUAAGAAAUAAAAUUAUUCUUUGUAGCAACUAUAAACUAUCCCCUGUUUCAACAGUGAACAGAGCUCCAGGUGGUAAUAAUACAUAGGCAUGUCAGGUUGUAUCUGUGUAAUAUUUGUUUAUAUUAGUAACAUAGAGUGGGUGAAAAAAUGAGCCCUUGGAAAGAGAACUGCCUUACCCAUGAUUUCAGACAGAAACUAUUAGGUAGAUCUAUUUAUCUUUCAAGUACUGUUUUCAGAUGGGAUGUGAACAUGGAAUUUCAUUGAAAAUAGUUUAAUUUUUUAUAUAAAAGGUUUUGUACAUAAUGUGCAUCAAGUGAAUAUUUUCAGAAUCAUUUUCACCAAGGCACCUUUUUUUCUAAAAUAGGUAUUGCAUAUAUAAAUACACACACUAUAUAUUUUUAGUAUAAUGUUUGUUGGGUUUGAUUAUGAAAGUAUCAAAUCUGUUUUAUUUAUCUGCAUAUAGCAACAAUCAUUGGCAUUUUGGAAUUGAAAUUUUUGCUCCUUGAUGCAUCAAAAUAAGGAAAAUACUUUGUUUCUUAGCACUAAAGUUGUUUUUAUUUUUGCAUACGUCUCCAAUACUGCAAUCCCCAGAUCCACGUUUGGGGAAGGGGUAGGAAAAUGUGGAUUUUUGUGUUUUGAAUUACUGAUAAAAUAUACAACAAACUUUUUUUUUUUUUAAGGACAUUGCAUUGUGCUGCAAAAUCUGAAUAUAUAUUUGGUUUUUUCUUCAUAUAUUUCCAUUUUAAUAUGUUGAACCACUGGAAAUUUGUAACAGAUCAAUUUGUGAUAGGAGUUUAAAUGUGUUAUCAUUGUCUCUACUGUCUUCACUUUGUCCAGAGCCUAUCAUUAUGUAAACAAAUAAAGUAUAUUGUGUCAGUUGCUUUGAAUCUUUAUAGGUGUUGGUAUUCUUCAUACACAAUUUUCUAAUCAUUGCUUUUUUAUAACUUUUUAGUGUUUUCAUUGGUUUAUACAGUUUUUUAGACAAAAGCUCACAAGAUACUAAGCUCUCUGUUAGUUGAUUUUGUCUUCUCCAAAAUACAGAAGCAUUUUUAGUUAUACACGAGGAUAUUGAAUAAAAAGUAAAAGUCUCCUUCAAUGCUUUUAAAUCCUUAUCUCAUUUUCUUCCAUAGUCUUCACUCUUAAUGGUUUGGUGUAUAUCCUUCCAUACCUUUUAAAAAAUGCCUUUUUCAACAUAAUGUAUCCAAAUGAUUAUUUUCCCAGUUGUAUUAUUAUCUCUUAAAUCCUUUUUCUUUUAUUAACACAUGGUUAAAAUUCUAUGUAUUCUGUUACUUCCUUUUUCCAAAACUCUUCUACAGUGUGUUGUUGGCAUCCAUGUAGAUCAGAUUUACUUUUUUACGUGUAAUCUCAUAGGAUGGAUGUACAAUGAUUUGUUCCAACUAUUACCUGUUGAUGCGCAGUUAAAUACUCCAGUAUUUCAGUUUUUACAGAAGAAACUGCAGUGAGUAUCCUUGUAUAUGACUGUGCUUACGUUUAAUGGAAGAGGAAUUGCUGAUAACGCAUCUAAAUUACAUAAAAUGUCAAAUUGCCUUCCAAAAUGUAAGAAUACACAUUCCUACAGUGUAUAUGAAAGUGUAUAUGUAUACAGUGUAUAUGAAAACAUUUCCUAAUGUUUUCUGCCAUCCUAGAUAAUACUAGUCCUAAUAAUAAGUACUAAGGAGAUUAAACUUUUUAAUAUGUCUGUUAGCCAUUAGCAUAUCACUGUAAUUGUAUUUUAAUAUCCUUUGCCCAUUUGUACACAAGCUUUUAAAGGAGUUUUUCCUUGAUGAUUUGUAGGAACUCUGUAUCAGUGGACAUUAUAAUAUUCUUCUUGUGAGCUAGAAUGGGCUCUUGGAUUCAGAUGAUUCAGACUCUUGCCCUUGAACAUGUAUGAUCUUAAGACAAAUUAUUUAACUUCUAAAACUCAGUUUCAUUAUCUGAAAAGUGGAGAUAAUGAAGAUGGGUGAUUGUAUUAAUAUUCUACUUUAAAGCACUUAGAUGGGGGUGUAGCAUAAACCCCUGACACUUCAAAAGCAUUUUUAUUCCUAAACCCAUGCCUCACUUCUUUGGUCAUUGUAACUGGAUGCUUUAUUCUGGUGCCUCCUAGGGAAGCCACUGUGUGUAUGUGUGAUGGCUGUGCUAGGAUACUUGAUCCUCAAGAUGAACUGUAGUACCAAUUUUGUUGUUUGAUGAUUUUUUAAAAAAUUC
Messenger RNA from Talpa occidentalis (Iberian mole), 5352 nucleotides. RefSeq names its product nucleoporin 58 (gene NUP58). Gene Ontology annotation, cellular component: nuclear pore. Gene Ontology annotation, biological process: nucleocytoplasmic transport. The coding region runs from base 285 to 2027 and encodes 580 amino acids. The transcript has 16 exons. The record is from RefSeq and is a predicted model, not a curated record. Gene Ontology annotation, molecular function: structural constituent of nuclear pore. NCBI's taxonomy places the organism in Eukaryota, Metazoa, Chordata, Mammalia, Eulipotyphla, Talpidae.